AUGACCGAAGUCGCCGAUCCCAGCCAUAAGAAGCGCAAGCUGCAAGACGGCCCCGAACUUGAGAUCGAUAUUUCUGCGCCGGAGCCGCCAUCGAAGAAAGCCCUACGAAAGGCAAAGAAGGGAAAGACGACCGACGGAGAGGCCAAAGAUACCGAGAAGGAUACUGAGAAGCCUAAGACUGAGAAGGCCGAAUCUAAAGACCCGGAGAAGCGCUCUGAGUUUGGAGUCUGGAUCGGCAAUUUGUCCUUCAACACUACCAAGGACGACCUGCGCCAAUUCUUCAUCGACGGUUGCUCCUUUGACAAUGAUACGAUUACACGAGUGCACAUGCCCAAGGGUCCCGAGAAGUUUGGGCGUCCUCAGAACAAGGGCUUUGCCUACGUUGAUUUUUCCACCAAAAAGGCUCUGGAGGAGGCAAUUGCUCUCAGCGAGCAACUGCUUACAGGUCGCCGAGUGCUGAUCAAGAAUGCGAACAGCUUCGAAGGUCGGCCCGAGAAGACUGCAGAGCAGGCUAACGGUGCUGCCUCGGCCAAGCCCGGCCAUCCUCCUUCCCGCCGCAUUUUCGUGGGCAACCUGAGCUUCGACGUUACGAAGGAAUCUCUCGAGGAGCAUUUCGCUAGGUGUGGAACCGUGGACAAUGUGCAUAUGGCGACCUUCCAGGACACAGGCAAAUGCAAGGGGUAUGCUUGGGUGGAGUUCGAAGAAAUUGCCUCCGCAGAAGCAGCGGUGAGAGGCUUUGUGACGGAGAAGGAGGAGGAUGAAGAAGAGGAAGAGGAGUCCAACGACAGCUCUGACUCAGACGAAGAGAGCAAGAAGCCAAAGAAGAAGGUCCAGAAGAAGUCCAAGUACCAACGUCGAAUCUGGGUGAACCAGCUCCUGGGCCGCCGGAUGAGAAUGGAGUUUGCUGAGGAUGCGCAAACACGAUACAAGAAGCGCUUUGGCAAGGAUGGCGAAGGAAAGAAGAAUGGUCAACCAGCAAUUACUGAGGAGGGUGCUGAGCCGGCGGAGCAACAGCCCCGAGUUCGCAAGCAAAGGCGGCCAUCCAUUGACGAGUCACGGUACUCCAAAGAGACUGUGCAACGACUCAGUGGUGCCAUUGUCGAAGCCCAGGGUAAGAAGGUCACCUUUGACUAA
Molecule: messenger RNA, 1134 nt
Organism: Penicillium subrubescens
Lineage: Eukaryota; Fungi; Ascomycota; Eurotiomycetes; Eurotiales; Aspergillaceae
Product: putative RNA binding protein Rnp24
Exons: 1
Coding region: 1-1134 (377 amino acids)
Molecular function (GO): RNA binding
Source: RefSeq, a predicted model, not a curated record